Messenger RNA from Drosophila innubila, 1419 nucleotides. It is a transcript of the gene REG, whose product is annotated as proteasome activator complex subunit 3. Lineage: Eukaryota; Metazoa; Arthropoda; Insecta; Diptera; Drosophilidae. Gene Ontology annotation, cellular component: proteasome activator complex; cytoplasm; nucleoplasm. The record is from RefSeq and is a predicted model, not a curated record. Gene Ontology annotation, biological process: regulation of G1/S transition of mitotic cell cycle; regulation of proteasomal protein catabolic process; positive regulation of endopeptidase activity. Gene Ontology annotation, molecular function: endopeptidase activator activity. The coding region runs from base 282 to 1040 and encodes 252 amino acids. The transcript has 3 exons.
UUCAACAAGUCGUUUUGCAACACUCGCGAGUUGUGAUUUUCCCAACACUAGAGCUGUCAUAAAAUACAAGCGUGGACUGACUGCGGCAUCCAAAAGAAGCAUUAAAUAGUUAUUUUUAUUUUGUUUACGCCGUGUCACACGAUUAGCGGAUUUUGUCCUUAAGCAGUUGGUUGACCGUAAAGCACGCGCUACAGUUGCAAUUUGAGGAGGGAACCGGUGUUGAAACUCAAUAAAGAGCUGGUACUUUUUAGCAGUUAACGGUGAACGUUGAAACUUGAACAAUGCCCAAGGACACAAUUGGCAAGGUGCAGGAGUACAAGGACUCGCUGAUCACCAAGGCGGAGACACUGAUAACAAAAGGGUUUCCGGAGAAAAUCGUUGAACUGAACGAGCUGCUUUCAACACCCAUGUUCAAUGAGCGCAACUUCAGUGAGGUACAUCAGGAUCUAAACAUUCCGGUCUUGGCGCCAGUGCUGGUCAACAAUCAUGACGGCGAUGUUGACAUCCGUGACGAUGAUCAUCCCGUGACAAAGCGACCGCGCAAAGACGAUAAUGUUGCAGUGUCGGGAACAACCGUAUUGGGACUUCCGGGUGGCACAGUGCCGUGCAACAAGCCGCUCUGUGAGAUGAUCAAGGUGGUCAAACCGAUCAUACGUAAACUGGUUGAGGAUUCGAACCUUUUGAAAAUGUGGAUUUCAUUUAUGAUACCCAAAAUUGAGGAUGGCAACAAUUUUGGUGUGUCAAUUCAGGAGGAUACUCUCGCCGAAAUCCAGACCGUCGAAUCGGAAGCGGCUGCCUUCUUUGAUCAGAUAUCACGUUACUUCCUAACGCGUGCCAAGGUUGUCUCCAAGGUCGCCAAGUAUCCGCAUAUCGAUGAUUACAGGCGUGCCGUUGUCGAGCUGGAUGAGAAGGAAUACCUCAGUCUGUGGCUGGUUGUUUGCGAGGUUCGCAAUCGUUACUCCUCGCUGCACGAUAUAGUUAUUAAGAAUCUGGAGAAACUGAAGAAGCCACGUUCAUCCAACACCGAGAGCUUAUACUAGAGAGAGGCGUGCCCAUUUAUUAUUAAAUAUUUUGCUUAACAUUUACAACGACCACAACACGACCUAUAUAGAGAACACACACACACAAAAAGGAAAUCGCCAGCCAAUCGCAAACACAUCCAGAUCCAGAGCCCAGAAUCCAGAUCGCCUAGUACUGCGGUUAAUGUUAAAUCCUCUCGAAAUUUCCUUGCAGCCCCGCCCCGCCCUACAUUGAACUCUUUGUUAUUAUUCGUGAAGUAAAAAGUUGUAAGACAUUUAAACAAUUUGAUAACAACUUGGACGACAUGUAAAUGGCGAAAAGUUCUUAAGGAAAGUUUAAGAUAAUAAAAUAUUUGGGUAUCUAGAUUAUAAUCUAGAUUAAAGUAAUAUACAAACAAAA